AUGACAUCAAUUCAAUCAACUAUUGCUGAUAAACUUCAUACUGAUCAAGUAACAGUAAGAGAAAUAUUGGCAGAAUUUAUUGCAACAUUAUUUUUUGUGAUGAUUGGAACAGCGGCAAAUGUUCAAUUUGCUUCAACUGGUGGAAGUAACAUGGUAGUUAUUCCAAUAGCAUGGGGUAUAGGAUUUGCUUUUUCUGUAUACCUAGCUUCAGCUGUUUCAGGUGCUCACAUUAAUCCUGCAAUUUCUGUUGCCCAAGCUAUUCUUGGUAAUCUUUCUUUUGCCAAAUUACCACACUACAUUUUAUCUCAAUUAGUUGGAGCUUUUAUGGGAACAUUAAUAACAUAUACUAGUAAAUAUGAUGAUAUACAAAAAAUUAGUAGAAUGUUUGGAAAUAAUACUUAUGCUGGUGAUAUUCAAGUAGCGGGACUAUUUACAACAUUUCCAGCACCACAUAUGACUGCAUUUGGUUCAUUUUUUGAUCAACUUAUUGGAACAGCUAUCUUGUCAGGUUGUAUUUGUUUAAUAACUGAUCGUAGACAUCAUAUUCAUCAAGGAGUUGUUCCAGCAUUAGCAGGAGGAAUUAUGGCUAUGAUUGCUUUAACUUAUGGAACAAAUGGUGGAUUUGCUAUUAAUCCAGCUCGUGAUUUUGGACCAAGAUUCUUUACAUGGAUUGUUGGUUAUGGAAGUAAAGUUUUCUCAUAUGGUAAUUAUUAUUUUUGGAUACCUAUUGUUGGACCAUUUAUUGGAGCAUUAAUUGGAGCAUGGAUAUAUAAACUUUUUGUUGGUCUUCAUGGAUUAAGUGAAGUUUUAGAAAUUACUAAUCCAAAAUCAAUACUUCCAUAA
Strongyloides ratti is the source of this 843-nucleotide messenger RNA. Its product is annotated as Major intrinsic protein family and Aquaporin-like domain-containing protein. Gene Ontology annotation, biological process: glycerol transmembrane transport; water transport. The transcript is spliced from 4 exons. Lineage: Eukaryota; Metazoa; Nematoda; Chromadorea; Rhabditida; Strongyloididae. The record is from RefSeq and is a predicted model, not a curated record. Gene Ontology annotation, cellular component: plasma membrane; basolateral plasma membrane. Gene Ontology annotation, molecular function: water channel activity; glycerol channel activity. Bases 1 to 843 code for a protein of 280 amino acids.